AUGGUUGAAUUGUUAGAAUCUAUGCUCGUCGUAACAGAAUUACUAUCAUCGAGCUCGUAUCCAACUAUCUCUGAUAUCUCUAAUAAAUACUGGUCUAUGCUUAAAGAAUCAACUAUAAUUGCCACAAUUCUUGACCCCUCAUCCAAGCUUAUAACUUUUUCCACUAGUGAUAAAGAUGCUGCUCUUGCUAGUCUACAAAACAUAAUGAUUCAACAUAAAUCACAAACUAAAAAUGAACACAAGUUCCCAACACUUGCAAAAAUGGCGUGUAACUUUUUUGCGAUCCAAGAAACAAGUGUUUCUUGUGAGGAAGCCUUCUCUACUGUGGCAGAAUCACUUACGAAAGUUCAUAACUGUCUUGAUUCUCAAACUGCCUGUGCAUUACUAUGCCUAAAAAGUUGGAUAGAACAAGGUGUUGGCAUCUAA
Messenger RNA from Racocetra persica, 426 nucleotides. The record is from the annotation of a GenBank genome assembly. Lineage: Eukaryota; Fungi; Glomeromycota; Glomeromycetes; Diversisporales; Gigasporaceae.